ACGUUAAGUGAGAGUUGUCUGCACAACUACUGGGUGAUUUGAAUACCACAAAGGCCCACCCAUUGUACAAAACAAAAGGUGUCAUUGAAUUAUAAAAUAGUUUAGAAGGCAUGUUAUAAACAUGUAAAUCAUGAUUCUUACGCUUCAACUUUUGGAGUAAGUGUAUAUAUCGCUCAAAGUUAAAUACAUAAGAGCUAAAAGUGAUAAAAGUGGGCUCCGAGGGGCUCUACUGCAGGGUUAUGACUCAUUUAGCUUCAAACAUUCACAAUUGAGUGGAAACUACUAAAAAACCCUGAUAAACUGUUAUUGUAGACACGUAGGUGUAUACAAAGGGUCUUUUGAAAGGCAUCAUAAACCAUCUCUGGUGUUGCUUUUAAGAAUCAUCUCAGUACUGAAACACAUGUAUUAGUCGUGUUGUGAUUAAAUGUUAAAAAUGAUUUGAGCAAGUAGCAUGCAUUGAAAUAAUAAUACAUUUUGUGACAGUUUUGGUAGAAUACAAACUAGUCGGGCAAGAAGAACAUAUCUGUAUAUUUCUGUAAUUUUUUCAACUGAAAAUUGAUUUUGUUGCUUGUCAUUUAAAAAAAAAAUUAUUUUAAUAUUUUAUUUGUCUUCCUUUAUUUAGGUGACACAAAUAUGACUACAUUAUUUUGUAGAAAAUAUUUUUAAUUUCCUGUUGACUUUUUUUAUGUUCUCUGGUUAAGUAUUGCAUUUUUAUAGCAGCAGUGUGGAUGUGGUGGGAAGGCACCGCACAGACACCGCUUGAAAGGUCUGAAACCACAUCCUGAGUCACGCCACUGAUGAUGACGAUGACGCCUUCGCAGGGACAAACCAGAACAUUGUUCCACUGAGUAUUCUUACACAGACAUCAGUGCAUUAGCGACUCUGUCGGCCUGUUGACUGAUUAAGUGGCGGCAUUUAAUAAAAAAUAAAAAGUUUCAGCUGCUGGGGUUCCAUUUGCCUCACCUGCGGCUGGUAACCAUGGCUGUCAGACCUGUGUCCUUAUUGUUGCUGUGGUACCUCACUUUGUGUGUUCAUAGAAUCACGUCUUUGUGCAAUGUCACCUGCUCGACGGACUACGAUGUUUUACUGAACUGUUCCUGCUCUGGUGCUCAACCGACCCAUUCAUAUUCGGUCAAAGUCAUAUGCAGGGAUGAAGAACUUGAAGUUAGUGGCAGCUGUGAAGUCAAACCACCUCAAUCUUGGUGCAUAAUGUAUCCGGAAGAGCUUGAUAAAGUUACAAACAUUGAAACCAUAUGCACCGCGACAGUCAGCCAAGAAUUGAUGAAUACCAGUGAGUCAUCCAGCUGGUCACUGUGUAAUGUGGUGAAGCCUCUGCCUCCAGUCGAUGUUAAAGUGACAAACACUGACGGAUUCUACAACAUCACUUGGGACCACGCCAAUAACAAAGACUGCCUCACAUACAUAGUGCGCGUAAGAGAAAGCAAAGACUUGUCAAAGCUACCAGCUCUUUCACGUUUAGUGCCAGUAAAAUACAUUCAGAUAGACCAUAAGAACCUGCAACCACAUGUCAACUAUACUGUAGAUGUUCAGGCCCGAAUGUGCCUUGAGAAUGUCUAUCGUGGUCCAUGGAGCGAGUGGAGUUCCACUGCAGGAUGGAGGACUAGAGGAACUUCUGCAGGAAUUGAAGGAAUCAAUGGCUGGUGGUGGUACAUCUCCCUGUCCGUCGUUCUUGUUCUUGUUCUCUUGUUUUUGGGUUAUUCACAAAAACCUUGGUGGCAGAAAAAACUCCAGCGGAUUAUAUAUAUCCCCAGGCCGGAUGAGUUUUUCAAGCCCCUCGACCUCAACUAUGGAGGGAACUUCAAGGAGUGGGUGAAGCCUGUAUUCAGCGAGUACGAUUACCUAAAAGUCAACUCACAUGCUGAGAUGAUAAGCAAGAGGCAGCACAACGUCCUUCAAUGGAACGAAAGCUACAGCAAGGACAACGAGAUGAAACAAAGUGGUCAUUUACUCCACAUGCUGCAGCCUCACAGCAACUCACUGCUGUUCUUCCAUGAUGAUGGCUGUUCCCAGGGCACCGGGCACUCCACCGGACACGUCUCCAUCCACACUGUGACCCUGUCUGGAGAUGAAGAGUUUGAGGAGCAAGUUGUGUCACAGGGCUCUGCGCGCACCCUCAGAAGUUACCAAGAUGGUGAAAGCUUUGGUUCAUUUGAGGAAGACAACAGACAACACGCUGGCUAUGACUUAGAGGAACCUCAUUGGCAAAGUGGGAUAUUACCACAACAUGAAAACCAAAUAUCGAUUGACUUAUCAGUGGAAAAUAUAAACUUUCAGCCACGUGCUCAGCUUAAUGAACCAGAGAGGGUAUCACUCGACUCGUUUGCUUUAAACGAGCAGUCAGAAGACGGCUACCCCCACGUGGACUUGGACACUAUUGACAGUGGUUUUGGAGAGUGCAGCAGCCCUGGAGCCUCGGACUCAAACAUAGCACAGCAGAUGGACUCCAGUUUAUUUAUUGAGAAUAAAAGCUCAAAUUCUAACUACGUCAAACAGUGGAUGAUAUGUAGCACUAUUCAAGAAGACUGUAGCAACUUAGAGAACGAACUCAACGAAGCACAGUGAUUUGCACUGCUGAUUAGCCACAACCACAGUUUGCAGAGCUAUGGAACACAUGUUUAACAAAUAAUACACAAGAACAAGAAAAUACACUUUGAUAAGAAGUAAAUUGGAAGUAUCUGCUCUGCAUAUAUUCCUGUAAAUCUUGAAGUGUUAGUUGUGCACUUUGUAAAUAUGUAAAUAUAACUACUCGGGCAUCUAUGUUUUUAAAACGUGUGCUUUUUGCUUUUAAAAGACAGUUCAGAGGCUGAGAUUUUGUUGGCGAG
Messenger RNA from Etheostoma cragini (Arkansas darter), 2843 nucleotides. It is a transcript of the gene il21r.1, whose product is annotated as interleukin 21 receptor, tandem duplicate 1. The record is from RefSeq and is a predicted model, not a curated record. The transcript is spliced from 9 exons. Bases 979 to 2583 code for a protein of 534 amino acids. NCBI's taxonomy places the organism in Eukaryota, Metazoa, Chordata, Actinopteri, Perciformes, Percidae. Gene Ontology annotation, cellular component: external side of plasma membrane. Gene Ontology annotation, biological process: cytokine-mediated signaling pathway; immunoglobulin mediated immune response. Gene Ontology annotation, molecular function: protein binding; cytokine receptor activity.